Parnassius apollo (apollo) is the source of this 573-nucleotide messenger RNA. The record is from the annotation of a GenBank genome assembly. NCBI's taxonomy places the organism in Eukaryota, Metazoa, Arthropoda, Insecta, Lepidoptera, Papilionidae.
AUGUUAUUAUCAACCCAAGGAAACACGCGAACAAUAGCUCUGCAGAGACUUUAUCAAUUAGAACAAAGAUUCAAGAAAAACCCAAAACUAAAAAACGAUUAUGCUACGGUUAUGAAGGACUACGAAUCAAAUUACAUGGAAGAGGUACCCAGACACGAAAUGAACAAUCCAUCGAUUUACUUACCGCAUCAUGCUGUUGUUAAGGAAGAAAAGGAAACUACAAAAAUUAGAACAGUAUUUGAUGCAUCACAAAGAGGAACCAACAACAUCUCACUCAACGACGAGCUGUUGGUGGGUCCACAGCUACAAGGAGACAUGAGAAGUCUUAUAAUGAGAUGGCGGAUGAAAAGAAUCUGCUUUGUAGUGGAUAUGCAAAAAAUGUAUCCCCAAAUCAUGGUCACGAAAGAAGACAGGGAUCUGCAACGAGUACUUUGGAGAUAUGAUCCUGUCAAGGACUACCGACUUACCAGAGUCACGUUCGGAACUGCUUCUGCUCCUUACUUGGCAGUAAGGACCUUGCACCAAGUAGCUCAUGACGAAGGCCAAAACUAUCCCAAUGCAGCAAAAAUAUAA